AUGGUCUGGGUCAUCGGAUCCCCUGCGAGUGUUCUGAUUCGCAAGGCCGACUGGCUGAGAUCCGCCGUCCUGGCUGGCGCGCUGCUUAUCCCCGCUGUUGCCGCUGUCCACGGCAUCGUCUUAGCGACAGUACAUCAGAAUGGCGCGGUUGAUAUGGAUAUCUACGGAGCAUACCAACUAUGUUCGAUUGGGAUACUGGCAGCACCAUUGACGACUAGGUUGUCACGUUCGUUCUUCAGUGUCCCGACGCGGAAUAUUGUCUUGGUAUGGACAAUGUUGAUGCUUGCAGGUCUACUGAGCCUGACGGUCGAGUUUUACCGGUCGACCUCAACCGAAUGUGUCCACGAUGAUUCGGGGAACCAAAUAUCACCUGACUGGGGCUCCUUUCCCUAUGGAGAGGCUACCUGUGGCCUUCCGUGUUUUGAUGGGCAAGGGCCGAUAUCUCCGUUACGACUUGACCCUUUCAAUGAGACUUCUGUGAUACCAGAGCCAACGAUAAUGAGCUUCAGCACUGCGACUAUUCUAGCAGCCGCUAGCUGUGUUCCAGCCGCUUUGGCUGUCAUGAGCGUCUGGUACAAAGUGGUGGACAUAAACUGGGCGAAGCGAUUCUCGCGCCAACGAAGUCCCAAGGACGUUGAGACUCAGCGCGCACGAAUAGAUGUUAACGCCACCAUGAGCAAAGCCAAGCUGAAGCUGAAGACUUUUCUUGGGGCAGUCGAGAUUCCGAUGCUCACGGUUGCUGUUCUGGCCAUUGUUGGCCUAGGGGAAAGUAACUUUUGGAGCCCUCAAGUAAGUCACGUUCGUUACCACACGGAGUCUAUGGCUAGCAUUGGUCAAUGGGCACCACUUGCUGGCAUGGGGCUUGCUCUUCUCGGAUCACUAUACCUCAUUUUCUUAUCGGAUUCGGACGACGACAAGCUGGAUCGCGACCCCGAUCCAUUCACUAUUUGCACUUGCCCCGAUCGUCACCAUAGUACAGGCUGUCGCACUUUGCAGAGCGCGCUUGCUGGAGUUUCAGAGAAACUACAUUCAACACCUGGGGAAGUGUUGUCCAGUCAGUACACACUGGACUACGGGCCGAAUAACUAUCUGCCCAAGGCUUCAUUGGCACAGGACAAAGCCCCAACAAAUCCUUUGCGGCGCAUCGGUAAAUUUUCAAUCAUUCCAGUAUUGAAAAGCCGUCGACGAAUCAGUCAGUCCGGCACUCACAACUUCUCAAGAUCCCUCCAGAAAUUCAGCAAACACUUUUGCACAUCGAAGCAGGACCAGGAUCAUCGUUCAGCAAGUGAUCGCGGGAAAUCGCUUGACUUGUUCGAUCCUUCAAUGGAUUUCAAAAGCAUCUCAGACGUGUCAUCGACCAGUCAAUGUGGCAGUGUCAAGCUGCAUGAUACGUCUGACCAUUCUGUCUCAACAAGUGGAACCACGCCAACCGAAACUGUCGUUACUUCUCAUUGUGGAAUCGAUGCAAGCAAAGUAGCCACGAGUUUUCUUGUUAAAAAGAAUGCAGCCAAACCUGGGGAUGACCAAGAUGAAAAUAAAACUACCCUCACUUGGUCAAGAACGUGCUCGUAUACCACAGUGCAAGCAUCUCAUAUUGAGGCUUUUGGAGAUGUACAAGUCGAUCCAACCUCAGAACAGAACAUUGAUACGGGCCCUUUGACGCCAGCCGUAAUAUUACGUGGCCCGUUGGCCAGUCGGGGGUUUAUGUCUGGUCAAGAAAGAUGGUCAGAGUCGAAUAGGUACUCUACGGCCAAUGAGUCCUUGCUCGAGUCCAUACUUGAAUCCGAGUACUCUGAUGAUAUUCCUGAGUUAGCUAAUGAUCACCCCUUGAUGUUGGUAAAACAGGAAAUCAUUGAGAACUUGAUCUCAUUUUUCGAUUAUAUGAGUCAACGUACCCACGUACAGAACGGAUCCGGUGCAAGGCAUGACAGCAGUACGAAUGACCUCAAUAACCCACAACAAUGCAAUUUGGGUUUUAAGAGGAACCGGGAUUCGGAUCAAACUGGAAGAUUCAAGCGAAAAGAUGACAACGGAGAUGACGGAGACGCCAAAAGGAUGCGCAAGAAUGAUGCGCCAGUACCACGCCGGCCAAGACUUGCAUGCCCCUUUUACAGGAAGGACUCCGUGCGGUAUCGGACAUGCCACGGCAAAGUCAUAUCAUCGAUCGCGCACUUGAAGCAACACCUCAGACGAUACCAUCAACUUCCGGUUUACUGCCCUAUUUGCAAGGAAACAUUCGACAGCGAAAGUCUUCGUGAUCAGCACACCGAAGCAAGGUCGUGCGAGCUGCGCACCGACGUUGUUCUUGAUGGUAUCACCUCAACUCAACGAGAAUCACUUAAUAGAAGAGCCUCGACAACGCUGGAUGAAGAAGGCCAGUGGUUCGCAAUUUUCGACAUGCUGUUCCCUGACUUCCAUCCGCGGCCGAGAAGUGCUUACAUUAAUGCAGAACUCUCUGCAGAGAUGGAGAACUUUCAGGACUAUAUGGCUCUGCAAGGCCCGAGCAUCAUCAUGGAUGCAAUCUCGCGCGGAGGACUGCAGAUCCCCAGCGAGUCUCUGCAGCAAGAUGACCUGGCAACAUUUCUGCCGAAUGCUGUCGCGGAGGGUCUGCAGCUGAUAGCGGAUCGUUGGAACGAAAGUCAACGAACCGCUGUCUUACCUAUCCGGCCGGCAUCAAACCCACUCCCACAGGGUGACCUGGACCUGAAUGGAUGGCCACGCUCCAUAGGGAUUGAAGAGAGUCCAAAUCUAUCAACCAUACCCAUGCGUCCAGUCGCUAAUCAAGUACGUCAUAAUCCGAGGACAGAAAUGGUCGAAUCGGUGUCGUCAGUUCAACAUCCAAUGUCUACAAUAAGCUCGCCGCGGGAGCAUCCUUACUUAUCUCAGCCCUCCGCAAUUAUACCAUCGAACUCAUCUUCCUCUCUGUACGGGGUAACUGGAACACCUGAUGUUGACCCCGGAGAUGAGACUUUCGUUGGAGAACUGGAUUUCAUAGAUUUCGAGAAUCAUGAUUGGACUGCAAGCUAG
Molecule: messenger RNA, 3027 nt
Organism: Neoarthrinium moseri
Lineage: Eukaryota; Fungi; Ascomycota; Sordariomycetes; Amphisphaeriales; Apiosporaceae
Exons: 7
Coding region: 1-3027 (1008 amino acids)
Source: RefSeq, a predicted model, not a curated record